Molecule: messenger RNA, 324 nt
Organism: Knipowitschia caucasica
Lineage: Eukaryota; Metazoa; Chordata; Actinopteri; Gobiiformes; Gobiidae
Source: the annotation of a GenBank genome assembly
AUGGAGGUCUUGUAUGGAGGUCUCGUAUGGAGGUCUCGUAUGGAGGUCUCGUAUGGAGGUCUCAUAUGGAGGUCUCGUAUGGAGGUCUCGUAUGGAGGUCUCGUAUGGAGGUCUCGAAUGGAGGUCUCUUAUGGAGGUCUCAUAUGGAGGUCUCGUAUGGAGGUCUCGUAUGGAGGUCUCGAAUGGAGGUCUCUUAUGGAGGUCUCGUAUGGAGGUCUCGUAUGGAGGUCUCGUAUGGAGGUCUCGUAUGGAGGUCUCGUAUGGAGGUCUCGUAUGGAGGUCUCGUCGUUCUCGUGUGAAGAGCAGAGGAUCAGCUGCACAUGA